This is a messenger RNA of Pseudozyma hubeiensis SY62, 903 nucleotides long. Its product is annotated as ectomycorrhiza-regulated esterase. The transcript is spliced from 2 exons. Gene Ontology annotation, molecular function: serine-type peptidase activity. Gene Ontology annotation, biological process: proteolysis. Lineage: Eukaryota; Fungi; Basidiomycota; Ustilaginomycetes; Ustilaginales; Ustilaginaceae. The record is from RefSeq and is a predicted model, not a curated record. The coding region runs from base 1 to 903 and encodes 300 amino acids.
AUGCAAGCGGGCAGCGGUUCGACCGGCGCUGAAAACGAGGUGACUAUCCGCAUUCCCUCUGCGCAACCUGGUGCCGACAUUGUGGGCAUACUUCACCAUCGUCAUUCUGCCGCCCAACGCACGGAACAUGUAGCGCUGAUCCUGCACGGUCUCAUGGCGCACAAGAAUCAGAGCUACCACGUCGAGCUCGCCGCUGCUCUGCCCAUGGACAGCUUCCGCUUCGAUUUCCGCGGCAAUGGCGAGACGGGUGGCAGCUGGGGGAUGUGCAACAUCGGACACGAUAUCGAGGAUCUACAGGCGGUGGUGCACCACCUGCGUCACGAGAUGGCGUACCGCGUGGAGCUCAUCGUGGGUCACUCGCGCGGCUCACUCGAUGCGUGGACGUACCUGGCGCGCGACGAACGGCUGCGCUGGGACGACGAUACGGAUGUGCCCUUCUUCGUGGCGGUUUCGGGCAGGUGGGAUAUGAUGCGUGUGCUGGACAGGUACGAUGUGUACAAACGUGGUUUCGACAAGGAAGGGGUGUUCAAGUGGCGUGUCAAGAGUGCCGGUGUGCAGAGGGAGUAUCCUGUCUACCCGUCGGACCUUGGGCGUAUGGCUACCUUCCCCAUACGCAAAAUCGUCCGACGCAUUUCCGCCACCACCGAAGUGCUCAUCAUUCACGGUACCGAAGAUCGAACUGUGCCGGUGCAAGACGCUCACAGCUAUCUGCACGAGCUUCGCAGCAACCCACGACGCUCGUCGGAUGCUCAACAGCUCCAGCUCGUCCCGGGCUCGGACCACAUGUACAAGGGCUACACGCAGCCGGUGGUCGAGCACAUCCUCGAGUGGUACCACCAACGCAAGGCAGCCAAACGUGCGGCUCCCACUCCAGCUUCCGGGCAGGCUCAGGCUCGCCUCUGA